UCCUCUCAGAGCUUUCUGUAUAAUGAAACUGUUCCAGUAGUUCCAUGAUACACAGAUCAUACUGCCGGCUCACUGGGAUUUAUCUCAAACCGAGGGGUCCGGAAACUGUGCUAAUGUCUCCUGCAUGGAUAAUACAACCAAUAUGAAGCGUCCAAAGAGCCCUGACUGGCUGGACAGCAGCCCUCCUCCCAAGAGUCAGGAGGGACAGGUGGAGGAAGAAGAAGAGGAAGAUGAAGAGGAGAGGAGGUUGCACAGGGCCAAACGAGAGCGACGUCAAGGCAGCAGCAGUGCCACUAUAUGCCAGGUGUGCAACAUACAGCUGAACUCUAGUGCCCAGGCCCAGAUCCACUACCGAGGGAAGACUCACCAGAGGAGGCUGCGCCGACUGGCAAAAGCUGUCAGCACAGGUGCCCUCUCCCAGAGCCAGGUCCACCCACUCUUGGGCUCCCUGUCUCUGCCAGGUCGACCCCUCCAGCCGCAGACUCAUGCCCAGCUGGAGCACUUCCUGCCGCUCAGGGUCAACAGCUCCUCGCCGCUCAGCCUCUUCCCCAAUUUCAGCACGAUGGACCCAGUGCAGAAGGCUGUGAUCAACCACACCUUUGGCGUGGCUCCACCCAAGAAGAAACCCAUCAUCUCCUGUAACAUCUGUCACCUGCGCUUCAACUCCACUACCCAGGCGGAAGCCCACUACAAAGGUCACAAACAUGCUCGCAAGCUGAAGGCCUUGGAGACCCAGAGGAACCGGCAGAAGAACGGACACAGUCCAUCCACAACAGGAAAAGACGGAGAGCGAGGGAGGGGGGUGAUGGGAGGAGGAACGGUGUCCACAGUCUCACAUUUGAAAGACAUAACAGGCCCAAGUACUUCUUCCCAACCUGCACAGCAGCAACCAGAAAGCAGCCAGGAAUGCUCGCUGGCACACACUCUGUCCUCACAGCCUUCAUCCACAGACUCCUCCUCACUUCGCUCUCCUCAGCUGUCCCCACUAAUCUCCCCUGGCUCUCAGCUUUCCGAUAUACCUUCAGACAGUCCAACGGUGGAAGGGUGCAGCCCGGCCACCGGUUCAGCCCCACACUCUGACCCUCAGGGGAGCUCCACGGGAGGUGAGGAGAAGGAGGUGGUGAAGGUGGAAGAGGUUAAAGAGGCCAAGAGCAACAAAAAAACUCUUCAAUGUCCUACGUGCAAAGUGACGGUCAAUUCCAGCUCCCAGUUGGAGGCUCACUGUAGUGGCUCAAAGCACAAACAGAUGAUUGAUGGUCACAACAGCAGCCAGUCACAACGCAGGGUCAAGAUGACAUCAUCGCCCAGGCCAACCAGCCGAAUUAAGCAGCGAAUGAGCAGCAAGACCAGAGCGGUUAUGGGUGUAUCUAGCCAGCCCUUUCACUGUGAAAUGUGUCGGGUGUCUGUCAACUCAGAGACACAGCUGAAGCAGCACAUGAGCAGCAGGAGACACAAAGAGCGUUUGGCUGGGAAGCCUGUCAAGGCCAAGUUCACCCCCUAUAAUAAACUACAGCCCAGUGCUAUCUUAGCGACUAAACUGGCCCUGCACAAGCAGCUAUCUAAGGCCCUGCCGGCAGGGUUCCUGACCAGCCCCCUCAAUCAAGCUGCCUUGUGCACCAUGGCAUCUGGACCCUUGGCACUACGGCUGCCGCCGGGUCCCACAGCCUUCAUCCAUGGUCCCCUGAUCAGCCCCACACUCUUCAGGCCUGCCCCAGGACCUAUGAGGGCUACACAUGCUCCUAUUAUCUUCUCUCCUUAUUAGCAAUGAGCCAGGCUAGGCUGGAGGACUUACAGUAGAGUGGACAUAAACUAGCCAAAGCUGGACUAGCAGAAAAGUUUAGCUUGGUCAGUAAGGACAAAGCACGGGACCCCCUGAAGGACAUUAGGACACUAUGCAGCGACCACGAUGGCAGCAUAUAAACAUGUCAAAUUUGGCAGUUUCAAGUCGUAACAACAGUAUGCACAAUCCCCUGGUGUACUCUAGAUUGAGAUUUCAGUGCUGACUGACCAGUGUCUUCACCCCUUUAAAAAUGGAAGGACCAUCGCUCAGCUGUUUCCCCUCAACAAACUGUUGAGUGCAUGUUACCUGGGUCUGGACCCCUCUGGAAGCCAUAAUGACAAGCAUCUUUUAGUUUUAUUUAAAAGACAAUUAUAUAAUACACUAUGGGUGUGUAAAUGUUACUAAGUGUUUGUUGCCAAAAUGCUUUCAAUUUCAGAUUUUUCUAGUUGUACUCUGGGAGAACAAGUACAAUACUUAAUUCCUGCUUCAGUCUUUAUAACCAAGAUCAAGAAAGUCCAGAUUGUGUUAAUCUCCCAUGAAAGUGGCUAUUUUCAUAUAUAACCGCCCUCCACCAAUGAAAAGACAAAGGAGACCCAUAACUUUGGAUUGCUAAGGAUAGUUUAUCUCAUCAAAUGUAUAUCUUUACAACCGUUGUCUUAUGUGGAUGCAUUUUCGUUAAAUAAUUUAUUUAAGAUAAAUACAUACAUUCAUUUUUCUCUACAUUCAUUUCUCUGUGUAUGUGUUUCUCUUUUGCUCUCUGUGUUAUGAAGUGACAAUCAAUCACCAUCCUGAUAUGAUGCCAAGAAUACUCGCCAUAUGGAGACAGACUACAGCUAAUGCAUACAGUGUGAUAGUUUCAUUUAAAGUUAUAAAAUUGAAAACUUGUGUUGAUAAAUAAGUUUGUGGAAGAUGAAGAGACAGGCUGAUGUGUGCUGUUCCCCGAAAUUAUAUAUUAUGAUUUAUCCACAAGUAUUUAAAUGUAUUUGACGUCUUUAUUCAAUUUUUUUCAUAUAGCUUAAUAAAAAAAAACUUUCUUUCACUUUAGAAAACCACUCCGACCUGAUAGUGCUGAAUCAUCCUAAGCAAUAUGUAUUUUUGAAGUGUCACCUGGUAAAAUUAA
Perca flavescens (yellow perch) is the source of this 2900-nucleotide messenger RNA. Its product is annotated as zinc finger protein 385B. Gene Ontology annotation, molecular function: nucleic acid binding; zinc ion binding. Bases 125 to 1762 code for a protein of 545 amino acids. Gene Ontology annotation, cellular component: nucleus. Lineage: Eukaryota; Metazoa; Chordata; Actinopteri; Perciformes; Percidae. The record is from RefSeq and is a predicted model, not a curated record. The transcript is spliced from 9 exons.